Syzygium oleosum is the source of this 915-nucleotide messenger RNA. Its product is annotated as transcription factor MYB114-like. The record is from RefSeq and is a predicted model, not a curated record. The coding region runs from base 161 to 619 and encodes 152 amino acids. Lineage: Eukaryota; Viridiplantae; Streptophyta; Magnoliopsida; Myrtales; Myrtaceae. The transcript has 3 exons.
UUGUGAAAAGCGAAGGGGCACGUGGCUCCUAAAAGAACCGAUGACAACGUUGGACUUCGAGUGUACUUAAAAACAUGAUCUGCAAACUGUUCAGGGAUAGCUUCACACAGAGAGAGAGAGAGAGAGAGAGAGAGAGAGAGAGAGAGAGAGAGAGAGAGAGAUGCAGAAAGGUUCGUUGCUCGGAGUGAGGAAAGGAUCGUGGACGGAAGAGGAAGAUGUCCUCUUGAGGAGCUGUAUCCAAAGGUACGGAGAAGGAGCGUGGCAUCGAGUUCCUCAGAGAGCAGGUUUGAAUAGGUGCAGGAAGAGCUGCAGAUUGAGGUGGUCGGACUAUCUGAAGCCUAACAUCAAGAGAGGGAAAUUCCAAGACGAUGAGGUCGAUAUGAUCAUCAAGCUUCACAAACUUCUUGGGAACAGGUGGUCGCUAAUAGCGGGGAGACUCCCGGGUCGAACUGCGAACGAUGUGAAGAACUAUUGGAACACCCAUGCCCGGAAAAUGAUGACUUGCCAAGGGAAGCCGGAGAACGAGAAACCCCAAGAUUUGGUGAAAGUUGAAGUCAUAAAGCCUCGCCCCACGGACCAUCUCAAAGAACCUGUCUUCCUUGGGGGCCGAAGCCUGUAGGAAGUCGAACGAGUCCCGAGAGCCGUGCGACCACGACGUGCCUCCAAACAGAAGCCUCUGGAUCGAUGAUGACUUUGAACCGCGUUUGGAGACGAUGGAGGCAUCGUUGGAUUGUUGGAGCGGACUCUCCUUCGACGUAGAAAGCAUCUGGGACUGGGCUUGCUGAAAGCUAGUAAGAAGAGAUGGUGACCUAGUGGGGUUCGGUUUAGAAAUAAUAUGACAGGCUCUUGCCGGGUGCUUGGAUAUUCCUUAUGCAUGUGUUGCCUUCAUAUGCUUGUGGUUUGUAUGACUUCGUA